UCGUCUCUGUUGCCCCACCCCAGUUAUGCAACUGCCCGCUGUUCUACUUCUCUUGUAACAUUUUCUUGAGUAGUUUGAUGUCAAUGAAAGGUCUUGGCUAAAUAUGGUCUUCUAAAGAAUGGGUACUGCACAGAGCAGCUUUUCCCUUGCACACCCCUGUCACUAAUGUGCUGUGGCUUUUGGGGCAAGGAACAGAGAGGCAGAUGUAUAAAUCAGUAGCAUUUAGAGACAACUCCAAGUAGAGAAAUGCUGACCAAGCUCAGGCCCUUCUGUGCUAGACCCCAUGUGUCUGGAAAAUGAGGCCAUCAGAGGUAGGGAGAACAGGCACCAUGGUCCCAUUAUGCAUUUGGGGAAGCAGGAUGGAGAAACGCAACUUAUCUGAGACGACCUGCCAAAUUAAGCCUAGGACCUAGCCCAGUGCAGUAGACCACAUUGUUCCCAGUCUCCUCAAGAGCCAAGAAACCAGCAGUGGGGUAUCUGGUGACUCCAUCCACUCAACUGGACUGAGAUUCCACAAAACUCAUUUGAUACAUGCUUUAGCCAUCAGUUGCCAAUGGCAUCCAGUCCAUCCUGGCUUGGCCCCAGCAGGCUCAAAUCCAGACUGUCUAGUGACCAGCUCAGCUGAGUUCUCUCUCCUCCAGAAGGCUAGGCACUUGCCACCAAGCCAGCAAGCACUUUGCAGGCCUGUUACAGGGUAAGGCUGCAUACGUGGCUGAACUUGCAGUAAAGCAGCCAUCAACAUAUCUAACAGAAGACAGGAUAACCAGCCUCCUCUAUCUGGUGGAGAGGUGGUCCUCGGGGAAUGGAGGACUUGGCAGUAUCCUCUGCAGUGGGGGUGGCUUGCUUAAAUGGAUUUUCUUUUGGAAUACAUUUGCUGCAUAAACUGUCCUAAAAAUAAUGCUUUUGGCAUGAAGCGACUUCCCCUGCUGUUGUGCACAAGUUUUUCAUGAGACUUCAGAGGGGAAAUGUUAGGGCUGGGAAUUCCAAGGAAGGAUCUGGGGGUCCAUGAAUGUUUCCUGUCCCUCCUUCAUUCCACGUAGAACAUCUCUGGGCAUUUCUCUCUGGUGCCUCUUGUGACCCAUGAUUGCUGGCUGUAGCAACAAGAAAACCAGGUCUUGUAGCAGGUCUGGUACAUGGGCUGUAAAGCCAGGAAAUGGUCCUGUAGCGAAUGUCCUGACCUAAAGAUGUGGGUUCAAAGGCUGUUCUGCCUCCGAUAAUGUGCAGCUUUAAUUAAAUUUAGUCUGUAAAAUUGGGAUAACCUUUUUUGCCUUCUGGGGGGAAAUGCAUUAGUAGUUUUUGAGGCCCUUUGGGAUGCAUGGCCUCAAGUGUAACACCCACUCCAAGGGACUGAUGUUUAUUAUCACUUCCUGAUCCAGUGUAGUCAAAGUGAGAAAGGGCAGGGUGGGCAGAGAGCAAUUCUGACACUUUCAGUUCCAGUUCAAGAUCAAAGCCAGUCAGUUUGCUGUUGUGGUGAGUGAUUCUCUGAGGGGUUAAAGAGAAGCCUGUUUUGUUUUUUGUGCCUUGAGGACUGAACUUUCUGAUUCUUCCCAGGUGUCAAACCACUUUCCCUCUGGAGCCCCAUGUAAUCAAGGGUUAAAUCUGACUAGAUCUAAACUAAAGUAUUGCUGGAAAAUUUUCUUUCCUCCUUAGGGGCCACUUGAUGGCUUGGUGGGGGAAGGGCUGGAAAAGAGAGCCAAGCACUGGGGCCUUGCUGGUUUAAGGUUUCCAGCAUUAGGUUUGUAGCUGACGGUGCUGUUCAGUAACAAAGCGCUAGCCGGUAAAAAGUGGUUCAGCACUGCAAUGCUUGUAGAAAGCCCAUGUAUGGUCAUGCUCCAGCAGUGCGGAGAAGGCAGGGGGAAGCUGGGCUAGGGUGGGCUGUGGCUUUUUGAUGCACUAAAUCUCCUCCGUGGUUUUUUAAUUUUGUCAGAAUACCUUCUCGUGGGCUAUUUGAACCCAGUUUCCAAGCCAACAGAGCCCCUGCUGAGGCCUCUCUCUCAUCAGGGACUCUGUGCACAGGCGUAGUUAGGAACCUAUCUGGAAGCCCCACCCUCCUUCCAUUGACGGGCCACUUCCAGGCCCUGGAUCUAACCCUGUUUCUUGCCACUCUGUACAGUGGAUAGGUGGCAGUUCUCCAACUGUCCAGACUUGGUGCCUGCUCCCUGUUCUGGGGGAAUAGCUGUCUUGUUACUUCCUGUCUGGGUUGGGAGGAAGAGGAAUGUGUCUUUGCUUCAGACCAAAUAAAAGCUGUAAAGCACAGUUCCAGUAGAGAGAGUAAAACAGCUACCAGGUUCAGGGACAGGAUGUGCUUGAGAGAUCCUCUUAGUUAGGGCUGCCUUCUUCCUUGUCCUCAGCCAGGUACCUGAGCCUUGCUGUUAAUCUAUCGCAGAUGUGUCAAGGUAAGUGGUACAGGGUGGAUAAGGCCCAUGAAUCCCUCCCCCUCUAUACAUGAUCCCAGGACCACGCUGCACACACUGCUCACAAGCGCUACUUGCAGCCUGGGCCCUGUAGCUGCUGGUGUGGGUACUGUAAGUGCAGUAUGGAUGCCACUCUGGCCAGGCUGUGGCACCUGUUUUUUCCACUUUGGGCCCUGCGCCCAGACCAACUGGAGCAGCCUCCAAAUCAGGUAUGCUAAGGGAAAAAGGAGAGGGGUCCAUGGGCCCAGUCUGGCCCACAGACUGGCCCUGCAUCAUGGGUACAUGCCAUGCCCCAUGUAGAUCUGGUCAGACUCGCAGGAAGCUCUGAGGGCUGGAUGGCAGGACUCCACGGGCAAAAUAUUUGAUAACCCUGCUCUAUAGGACUCUCAGCUGCAAUCAUUGGUAUUGGCUUGCAGUACCAGACCAGGACCCCUGGCUUUGAAGCCUUAAACCUUGGUCUGACUAAACUGCAGAAACUUGGGAAGGGAGUUGAGGGGGACCAGACCAGUGCCUGCUCACUGACUUGGAGGCCAUCCUGAUGCUCUUAGAUCUGUGCUGUAAUUACAAGGCUCAGGGUAGUAUAGUGAUGGUUAGGGAGCAGAGCCAGGUGGCAUCAUGGGCUGCAGAGGUCUUGGUGUAAACAGCAGGUCCCCAUGGCCAGUACAAUGCUGGUGCUCCCAAUGCAGGGCCUGACAAGUGCAACAUCCUGGUGUUUCUGAUUUCAGAGCUCUGAGGAGUCAGUGCUGCUCCAUGCAGAGCUGAGGGAGGGCUCUUGGCUGCCUCUGGCUUAGAGGUGACCACAUGUUCCUGGGUUGUGAGCAGCUUUGCUCACUUUGGGCUGAUUUGUUCUUUCUCAUACUCUUGGGUUGGGACCAAAAAGUGACUUGCAUGGGAGCUGCCUGUUAAAGCUGUGGCACCUAGGGGUGGGAGCUCUGUUGUGGUAGUGGCUGUAGUUUCUGCCUUGAGAGAGUUGGUGUCUAUUACUUGCUGCCCCCACCUGUGCUUUGAGCUGUUCUUAAGGCAUCGUGGUGGAGAUCUGCACAGAGUGGCAGGGAGCUGCCUGGCUUUGGUUGGGAAGAGGGUUCUGUGCAUGAUGGGUAGUGGGAUGUCUGGGAAGCUGAGGCCUGCACAGGCAAAGCUGGUGUCACUGCUAGGAAGGAGGGCUGGUAAGAGGUGAAUGGGUAGGGAGGAAUGGAGUCACAAAGGGUCUUGAAGGGGUUUUGAGGGCUGUUCUACAGAGAUGCCCAAACACCCUUGCAGUGGUGGUAAACCUGCCUGUUCUUGGCCUGACUGGGUCGAUGUUAAACUUUAGAUACUUCCUCACAGGUUGGGGUCCUUUUCUACUGACUCUUCUCUUGUCUCCUUUUCCCCUAGACUGGAGGAGGUGCCGCUGGAGGUAUUGAGGCAGAGGGAGUCCAAGUGGCUGGACAUGCUCAAUAACUGGGACAAGUGGAUGGCCAAGAAGCACAAGAAGAUCCGGCUGCGCUGUCAGAAGGGGAUCCCGCCUUCUCUGCGGGGCCGGGCAUGGCAGUACCUCUCAGGAAGCAAGGUCAAGCUGGAGCAGAAUAUUAACAAGUUUGACGAGCUGGAUCUUUUGCCAGGGGAACCCAAGUGGCUGGAUGUGAUCGAGCGGGAUCUCCAUAGGCAGUUUCCAUUCCAUGAAAUGUUCGUUUCACGGGGAGGCUAUGGGCAGCAAGACUUGUUCCGGGUGCUGAAAGCUUAUACGCUGUACCGGCCGGAGGAGGGCUACUGCCAAGCCCAAGCGCCCAUCGCAGCUGUCCUGCUCAUGCACAUGCCUGCUGAGCAAGCAUUCUGGUGCCUCGUGCAGAUCUGUGAGAAGUACCUUCCUGGCUACUACAGUGAGAAACUGGAGGCAAUCCAGCUAGAUGGGGAGAUCCUCUUCUCGCUGCUGCAUAGAGUCUCUCCUGUGGCCCACAAGCAUCUGAGCAAGCAGAAGAUUGACCCAAUCCUCUACAUGACGGAGUGGUUCAUGUGUGCAUUCUCCAGGACUCUGCCCUGGAGCUCUGUCCUGCGUGUCUGGGACAUGUUCUUCUGCGAAGGGGUGAAGAUCAUAUUCCGGGUUGGCCUGGUCCUGCUUAAACACACGCUUGGCUCCUCUGAGAAGCUCAAGUCCUGCCAGGGACAGUAUGAAACCAUGGAGAGGCUGCGGACUCUGAACCCCAAGAUCAUGCAGGAGACUUUCCUGGUGCAAGAGAUCAUAGAGCUGCCAGUGACAGAGCGGCACAUUGAACGUGAGCACCUGAUCCAGCUGAAGAAGUGGAAGGAGACUCAUGGGGAGCUACAGUAUAAGUCUCCCCCACGUUUGCAUGGGGCUAAGGCCAUCAGCGAGGCGGAGCCACACUCCCACCAGGCCCUGGGGUCCAGGCCUUCCAUCAUCCUGCCAACCGAUGCCCUGGUCCCAUCCAAGGGCAACAAGAAUAAGCUGCAGAAAGAAAAGAAACAGGACAAAGGGAAAGACAGCCCCGGCAAUGGGCUUAUCCCUAAGGAGAAUGGCACCCCUGCCUCCCCCGAGCCCCAGACUCUGCUGAAGCAUCCUGAGGCCUCCCCACAUCACCAGUCAAAGGAGAGCCUGACCUCCCGGGAGAGCGAGGACACCUACUUGUAACGGGGAUCUAAGCACAUUUUGUGAACACCUGCCUGAGGGUCUGGGUACACUGUGCCACAGACCAAGAGAAAAUAUACGUUCCCUGCAGCAGCCAAGGGAGGGAUGGGGGGGUUGUGCAGGGACCCUGGGGGCCUCUUCUGCCACUGGUGGGACACGGGUCUCUAGGCACGAGGAGACUUUUUUUUUUUUUUCCUUUCUUUUGAGUCUUGAGCUUUUCUAUUUAUUGUCUGGCAGGGUGGGAGGUGGGGCAGUGUUGGUGCAGCUUGCUUGGUAGGGGCUGCUCAGGUCUCUAAACAAAGGGCUAUAAAGUUGUAAGCAUCUGCCCUAGAGAGCCCUGCAAACUACCACCUCCUGCAGGGAAGUGCCGAUCUCUGCUGGAUUCUGUGCAGCCACUGGUUUGGUCCCAGGGGCUUUGCAUUGGCUGCUCUGCCAAGGAGCUGGCUGACAUGUUUGAAAUGAAGCUCGUGACUCAACCAGAGCCAAGGAUGGGGCAGAAUCACUCUGGGUCUUGGGGCCUGCAGCACAUGGCACCUCAGGGAUGAGGGGCUUGAGAAGGAGUGCACAGCAGGGUUGGGCUCCUGGCUGUGCCUGGAUGCUGCUUCCUUCCCCCUUAGGCUGAGCAUUUGGCUCCUUCCCCUAUAAACAGACAAACCUCUCCUCUGAGCUGGCUUCUCUCUCUGGUGAAGAUGCCUCUAAUGGUCACAGCUACCUGGGACUCUGGGGAAAUUUUGUCUUGGUUAGUCCAGUCCUGGAACAGAGGCUGGAUUGGAGCAGUGUGUACUUGAGGGUCUAGAAGGAGCUACUCGGGGCCCUGGAGCUGCAUGCAACAUUUUGGGCUACCUUUGGGAGCACCGAAGCAUCUGUGUUCCUUUCACCUUUUCCAGCUCUGUAUUGCAGGAUCUGCUUUGUAUUAUCCAAAUGUAUGAGCUGGAAAGACUCUCCCAGCCCUGGGAAAGACAAGUUUGUCAGGAGUUCUGUAAAGAUGGAGAGGAGGGAAGAAACAAAGCAAUGCCCCAUUUCCCUCCCCUACUUCUCCAUUGACAUAGUGAGGGUGUAUUAAGCUAUAUCUGAACAUUUAACACUGAAUUUAUAUAUGUCAAGGAGCUAUUUAUUUUUUUUCUUAUGAUAACUAAAAAAUCCCCUGUCCUUUGUAUUGUCUGAGUUUGUGUCCUCUAUAGACGCAGUGCAAGGACCAUAUAUAGUCAUGAGAGCAAGGGCUCUUCAGUCCCUGUGUAAAAGCAGUGUUUGAAUUGGUCACAAGUAUGGUGCUUUGUUUUUGUUGGGGCUAGCCCUUCCCAAGAACACUAAUAUUACUUUCAGCUCAGCCACCAGGGUAGAUUAGUCUGAGCAGAGCAGUGCUGGCUGGGGUCCUGUUCACACCAGGAGUGCUGUUCCCUGUGUGGCAUGCCAUAUGCUGUGCUGGCAGUGCUGUUCCUGUGUGUGCAGCUUAACUGCCAAAGCUAGGUUUUGUCCUGCUGUAGCAGACUUCCACCUUUUCCCAGCAAAGAAGCUUUUUCUGUGGUUGUGACCUCUAUACUAGAGGCUUCUUCCACACCCACUCUGCACAUGACUUCUCUUUGCACCCCUGCCCCAUAGGGCUGUCAGCCCAAGACUGCAGCACAGGUGCUGCGUGAGCUGCAGCACCACCUGUCUGUUGAACCCCCUGAACUUGGGAAACGCAUGCAUGUUUGCUGAUGUAUCUGUUUUUGGGGGUGGGAGGGAGCAUGAAUGCUGCCCAUGGUAUACCCCAAGCUUCUGUCCUCUUGCCCUCCUGCAGCCCUAGCUUGACCCCAGCAGGCUCCUGCCUGGUGUUUGGGAUUUGCUUUCCCUAGUCUGCAUCCAUGAUUCAGCUUGCCUCAGUGCAGCCCCUAGUAAAGUCAAGCUUGGGGAGCCCCUUAUUUUCUUGGCAAAGGAGAAGAGGCAGGAACACAUACGUUUACAGUUUGUUUCGUUAAUUAGUUGCCAGCUGAGAGGAGUGGUGUCUAGGAACCUCCUUUCAAUGCCCUUUCCUCCUUGGGUUGCAUCUCCACCCUCCCUGAAGGUGGCUGCUUCUUAUGCAUUCCAAAGUGCAGGUGGGGAGCCUGGACACUGACUGGCCAGGGGGAGGGAGCAGCACAAGGUUUUCCCCAGAGCUGGGGAGCUAAGUGAGUGUCUCUGGUUGUCUCCUUCCCUGCCCCAGCCAUGUUACACAGUGCAACCCCCUGGAAGGAAUUUUCUUGUGUAAAAUAAAUCAGUAAAUAAUAAAGUUGAAAUGGUUUUGUACAGAGAAUAAACAAGCUGGGAUUCUGU
This is a messenger RNA of Alligator sinensis (Chinese alligator), 7329 nucleotides long. It is a transcript of the gene TBC1D10A, whose product is annotated as TBC1 domain family member 10A. The transcript has 8 exons. Bases 3844 to 5040 code for a protein of 398 amino acids. The record is from RefSeq and is a predicted model, not a curated record. Lineage: Eukaryota; Metazoa; Chordata; Crocodylia; Alligatoridae.